Artibeus jamaicensis (Jamaican fruit-eating bat) is the source of this 1111-nucleotide messenger RNA. RefSeq names its product DIM1 rRNA methyltransferase and ribosome maturation factor (gene DIMT1). The transcript is spliced from 12 exons. The record is from RefSeq and is a predicted model, not a curated record. Gene Ontology annotation, biological process: rRNA methylation. Lineage: Eukaryota; Metazoa; Chordata; Mammalia; Chiroptera; Phyllostomidae. Gene Ontology annotation, cellular component: mitochondrial matrix. Bases 83 to 1024 code for a protein of 313 amino acids. Gene Ontology annotation, molecular function: rRNA (adenine-N6,N6-)-dimethyltransferase activity.
AGUCCCACGUGGUGCGGAGACUUGAGUAGCCACCUUAGGUCCCCGCUGACUUUCUGGGCUGUUGGGUCGGCUGGCAGCACAGAUGCCGAAGAUCAAGUCCGGGGCGAGCGGCCGCCGCCGCGAUCGGCAGCAACAGCGUUGCGAGCUGAAGAGCGCUGGAGGACUCAUGUUCAAUACAGGGAUUGGGCAGCACAUUUUGAAAAAUCCUCUCAUUGUCAACAGCAUUAUCGAUAAGGCUGCCUUACGACCAACUGAUGUGGUACUGGAAGUUGGACCUGGAACUGGCAAUAUGACUGUUAAGUUGCUAGAAAAGGCAAAAAAGGUAAUUGCCUGUGAACUUGACCCAAGGCUAGUAGCUGAACUUCACAAAAGAGUUCAGGGCACACCUCUGGCCAGCAAACUUCAAGUAAUGGUGGGUGAUGUGUUGAAAACUGAUUUGCCAUUCUUUGAUGCGUGUGUGGCAAAUUUGCCUUACCAGAUCUCUUCUCCUUUUGUCUUCAAGCUGUUGCUGCACCGGCCUUUUUUCAGAUGUGCAAUACUUAUGUUUCAGAGAGAAUUUGCUCUCCGAUUGGUUGCAAAACCUGGAGAUAAGUUGUACUGCAGACUGUCAAUUAAUACACAACUGUUAGCACGUGUGGACCAUCUAAUGAAAGUUGGGAAGAAUAACUUCAGACCACCACCAAAGGUGGAAUCCAGUGUUGUAAGAAUAGAACCUAAGAAUCCACCACCACCUAUCAAUUUUCAGGAAUGGGAUGGCCUGGUGAGGAUCACCUUUGUUAGGAAGAACAAGACACUGUCUGCUGCAUUUAAGUCAAGUGCAGUACAGCAGCUAUUGGAAAAAAACUACAGAAUUCACUGUUCAGUCCAUAAUACUAUAAUACCAGAAGAUUUCAGCAUAGCAGAUAAAAUACAGCAAAUCCUAACCAGCACAGGUUUCAGUGACAAGCGGGCCCGGUCCAUGGACAUAGAUGACUUUAUCAGAUUACUACAUGGAUUCAAUGCAGAAGGUAUCCAUUUUUCUUAGGUCUGGAAGACAGAAUUUUUCAAACUCAAAAGAAACUGGAACUGUAUGUUUUUAAUAAUCUGAGAAGCUGAAGGAUGCUUUCGUUCA